Messenger RNA from Penicillium paradoxum, 1500 nucleotides. RefSeq names its product Sds3 domain-containing protein. The coding region runs from base 1 to 1500 and encodes 499 amino acids. Gene Ontology annotation, molecular function: histone deacetylase binding. NCBI's taxonomy places the organism in Eukaryota, Fungi, Ascomycota, Eurotiomycetes, Eurotiales, Aspergillaceae. The record is from RefSeq and is a predicted model, not a curated record. Gene Ontology annotation, biological process: negative regulation of transcription by RNA polymerase II. The transcript is spliced from 2 exons. Gene Ontology annotation, cellular component: Sin3-type complex.
AUGUCGUAUGCGAACCCUCCGCCUAUCAGCCCCGGCGGCGGGCCCGGCGGCAUGCCCUCAAAACGUGACAAGCGCCGAACUGCACUCCAGGAGCGGCUCCAGGAACUGACAGGGCAGUUCAGCAAUAACCGGGACAUCCAAUUCCGCCAGCAGUUGCAUGCACUCCAGUGUGAUAUGACACUCGUCAACAAUGCUGACCUCUACACAAUGGGACCGCUACCGGAUAGCGCGGAGAGUAUCGCUGCGUUGAUCGAGGAAACUGUGGGUGGCGGUAGCAAGUUUGCGAAGGAGAUGGCUGGCCUUGCUGGUCACUGGUAUUCCAAGUUUGUGCAGCAGAUCAACUCGAUCAAGGAGAUGAGAGAUUCUGAAUUGGUCACGACUAUGAACCGCUAUAACAAUGUCAUGGAACGACAACUGCGAGACCGUGACUUCCGUAUUUAUUUCGCCAAGGAAGAAUUUAAUCAGCUUUCCUCCACCCUCCGAGAGCGAUUGAUGCAGAAUAUCUCCGGCAAACGCGCUCGUCUGAUGCGUGAAAAGGAGCAGCUUGACAUCGCCGAUACCAAUGCCCUGCUUCUUCAUCCCAACCAGUUCAGCAUUACAAACCCCUCCAGCCCCGGAGGCAUUCACAGCAACCGCAAGACCCGACACACCCGUCACCGGGUUGACCUCGAAGAGCUCGGCAACGGCGUUCUCUCGGAGUUCAAUAAGCGCAAGCGAAAGGCUGCCGACGAGGACACUGGGUCGCCCGCGCGGGACGCGGGAGAUGCUACCCCUGCCAAGCGCAACAAGGCGGACAUCACAAAGGAACAGACGGCUCCUAAUUACACGAUCCAUACCCUCUUCACCGACAAAGAACUCAAUGCGCACGCAAACCAGGCGCACCUGGCGACUGUCCACUUCUUCUCUACCUCCAGACGCCCGGACCAUGGAUCUGGCGCAGUGACCAACGGGAACAAUACCGACGCCGAGGAUACUCCGGAGGGCACCAGCCGCGAAGACAAUGGCACCCCGAGUGCGGCUGACAUGAUGCGCACCGCCAGCCACAACUUCCACGCUACCCGAUCCACUCGCACCACUGCCGCUCACAGUGCUCUCAGCGCCCUGGCAGACCUCGCCGACAAAUCCGCUACCCGCCCGAUCCUCCCCUACCAUGUCCUCUCAAACCAUCACGCGCGACCCAACGGCAGUGCGCCUCCCUUGACCUCCCUCAUGAACGACGAAGUCGACGACGACUGCGCUCGCAUCAACCGUCUCACCAGCAAACCAUCCUGCUGGAUCGAUACAUCUCUAAUCGAACUCGUGUCUGCGCCUCUCCCCGCCUCCACAGAGUCAGUCGAUGGCAACCCUCUCGAUCCCGCUAUCUACAGCCAGCUGCACCCCGACUUCCCGGCCAGCAUUGGUGUCGACUGGACCCCCACCGCUCACAACCCCGGCUCCGAAAUGUUCCAACCGGCAGCCAUGGAGCGCGAACGCAGUCGCAAGCGAACGCGUAACCACUAA